GGGUCCGAGGGGAGAAGGCGGGUGUCGCGCGCCGGUCCUGCCCAGUCCGCAGGAGCCGCGAUCGUCGCCGCAGCGCGCACGGAAGAAAGCUGCGCGAUCAUCUCUGAUUCCUGGCGGAAGGGAAGGCAAAAAAAAGCGUCGCAUCUCCUCCCAAGGAUGAGAGUGUGAUCGCGAGGGAAGUCUUCAUGAGCUCGAGAGGUCACAGCACGUUACCACGAACACUGAUGGCUCCCCGCAUGAUUUCCGAGGGAGAACUAGGCGGCAUCGCCCAGAUCACCUCCUCCCUCUACCUGGGCCGCGGCAGCGUGGCUUCCGACCGGCACCUCCUCCGGGCCAGAGGGAUCACCUGCAUCAUCAACGCCACCGUGGAGAUCCCCAACUUCAACUGGCCGCAGUUCGAGUACGUUAAAGUGCCGCUGGCCGACAUGCCCCACGCGCCCAUCGGGCUGUACUUUGACACGGUGGCCGACAAGAUCCACAGCGUGAGCCGGAAGCACGGGGCCACGCUGGUGCACUGUGCCGCGGGGGUGAGCCGCUCGGCCACGCUCUGCCUCGCGUACCUGAUGAAGUACCACAGCGUGAGCCUGCUCGAGGCCUACAACUGGGUCAAGGCCCGGCGGCCCGUCAUCCGGCCCAACGUGGGCUUCUGGAGGCAGCUGAUAGACUACGAGCGCCAGCUCUCCGGCAAGACCACGGUGAAAAUGGUAGAGACGCCUUAUGGCGUCAUCCCGGAUGUUUACGAGAAAGAAUCUCACCACCUGACGCCUUACUGGGGGAUAUGAGGCCGGCCGCAGAGCCGCGGCGCCCGCCUUCCUUCUCCCGCGACGGCCCGUCACCCGUUUCCCCAACAGUAUUUUUUACACGUGGUGUCGGAGUGUGUUCGGAAACUAGGAGGGCGCGAGAAUGGGAGAGGUGACACCAUAAAAAAACAACAGCAAAAAAAAAAAACAAAACCCCAACCCGUUCCAGCUUUCGGUCACUUUUAAGAAAUCGAAGAGUUUCAGCAAA
Messenger RNA from Ornithorhynchus anatinus (platypus), 1008 nucleotides. RefSeq names its product dual specificity phosphatase 14 (gene DUSP14). NCBI's taxonomy places the organism in Eukaryota, Metazoa, Chordata, Mammalia, Monotremata, Ornithorhynchidae. The record is from RefSeq and is a predicted model, not a curated record. Gene Ontology annotation, molecular function: MAP kinase tyrosine/serine/threonine phosphatase activity. Bases 186 to 782 code for a protein of 198 amino acids. Gene Ontology annotation, biological process: protein dephosphorylation. Gene Ontology annotation, cellular component: cytoplasm. The transcript is spliced from 2 exons.